Molecule: messenger RNA, 4269 nt
Organism: Aphis gossypii (cotton aphid)
Lineage: Eukaryota; Metazoa; Arthropoda; Insecta; Hemiptera; Aphididae
Product: transcriptional regulator ATRX homolog
Exons: 2
Coding region: 395-3868 (1157 amino acids)
Cellular component (GO): nucleus
Molecular function (GO): ATP hydrolysis activity; ATP-dependent chromatin remodeler activity; ATP binding
Source: RefSeq, a predicted model, not a curated record
AACUGAUAAGGCACAUCGUUUCGUAUCCUGUUCCUGUAUAUCUUAAUUCGUGGUUAUUUGUGACUUUUGUAUAUUCGUGGAAACCCAUGGUCGCGUUUUAUACGACUAGUAAUUAAAUCAUGUCCAAAAUAUUAACAACGACAAUAAUAAUAAACAACUUGCGCCACUUUACACCGAGAGUCGCGUGGCUUAGUAGUAUUGUAAAUAAGAGUAUUGCAUUGGACGAAGAUUUGGUUAAACGCCUGGAAACUGUGUCACAUGUUGGAUUUUCAAAACAAGGUGGUUUUGAAGUUCUAAGUGCAUCAGUUAAAUUUGCCGAUCGUCUCACUGACAUUGAUACUUCCAAAGUGUUGCCGCUCAUUACUGUCUUGGAGAAUUGAUCCUGGGUUCAAAUAUGGCAAGAACAAAACCUAAAAUAAUCAAAAAAACAAAGAAAGUAAACAUAUCAAAAAAGAAAUCUACCAAUAUGUCAAGGAAUAAAUCAGAGCAGGUUAAAGGAAAAAUCAGUACAAAUAAUGAAAAAAAUAAUAAUGAUAUUGUACUUGAGUUAAUGACAAAACACCCAGAACUAAACCAAACAUUUGAAUAUAUUUUAUAUUCUAACAAGUAUAAACAUACAUUAACUGAUGUUUUUAAUAUUAUAAAAAUGUUAUUUGCCAAAUUGGAAGAAUUGGAAAAGUGUGAUGUUGACCUUAACAGUACUUUGGACAAUAUUAAUCAUAAUAAUAAAAUUAAAGGUUUAAUCCAAAGUACUGCUAUCAAUUUAUCUCAUGUUGUGGAACAAUUAGAUGUAAAUGAAUCUACAUUCUUAAAUUUUGCACUUAAUUUUAUUCCACAAACUAUUACAGCUGACAAUCAAAAUGUUACUGAUACUUUAGUAUCUAGUUGUGCUAGUGUACCUAUAGUGUCAGAGAACUCUAUAAUUUUUAGUUCGCAAGCAUGUAAUAGUGAUUGUUUAAGUCAAGAAAUAAAAACUGAAGAUAUAAGUGACCAACUCAUGACAAAUAUAUUUGGUGGACAUUAUACUAUUGUAUUGUCAUCAGAUGAUGAGUAUGAAGAAAACAAUGAUUAUAAUGACUGCAGGAAACAAAAUUCAACAAAAAAUAAACCUCUUCAGAAUGAUGUAGACAGUUAUGUAAUAGGAUCAGACAUUAAAGUUAUACUUGACCAAGAUAUAAUUUCACAAUCUAAACAAAGUAAUCAAGAUAUUACUAUUUCAAAAUCUAUAUCUCCACUUAGCACACCUAUACAAAAAAUUAGGAAGGUUAAGCCAAAGAUAUCUGAUAAAGCUAUAGAAGAAGCAAGAAAAGCUGACUUAGAUUUAAGAAAACGUCAGAUUGUUCGAAAUGAAGAAAUGAUGAGUAUAAUUAAAGAACUAAAUCUAAAGCCUCAUGAAAUAGUAUUAGAAUUUGAUAUUGUUAAAAAAAUUCCAGUUGUUAAAAUCGCUAAAGAAUUAGCUAAAUCUUUAAAAAUACAUCAGGUGGAAGGUAUUCAUUUUUUAUGGAAUACAGUUUUUGAAACUGUAGAAAAAACAAAUAACUCUGAAGGGACAGGGUGUAUUUUAGCCCAUCGGAUGGGUAUUGGUAAAACAUUGCAAAUUAUAACUUUAAUAUACACUAUAUUAUGCCAUAGACAAAUAAAUGUAAAAACCUUUUUAAUUAUUUGUCCUCCUGGAUUGAUUUAUAAUUGGAUGGAUGAAAUAUAUAAAUGGUUAAAAGAUAUUGACAUUGAUGAAGUUGUCAAAGUUUAUGAUUUGCCUAAGACACAGAAAUUAUACAAUAUAACAAACAUAGCUACGUGGAAAUCUAAAGGAGGUAUUCUUAUUCUUAGCUAUGAGAACUUUAAGAGUUUGGUGAAUUGUAAACAAACUGAUUUACGUGAAGCAUUCAGCCACACAUUAAUUAAUCCUGGACCAGAUGUUGUUAUUUUAGAUGAAGGACAUUAUAUUAAGAAUACCCAAACUAUACUAUUAAAAAGUUUAACACAAAUCAGAACAAAAAGAAGAAUAGUAUUAACAGGAACUCCUAUGCAAAAUUCUCUUAAAGAAUAUCAUACAUUGGUAGAGUUUGUCAAACCUAACAUACUAGGAAAUCUUACAGAUUUUGUUACAACAUUUAUCAAACCAAUUGAUGCUGGUCAAUUUAUAGACUCACAUGAUGAAGAUGUUAAAAUAAUGAAACAACGUACAUUUAUUUUACAUAAACUUUUACAAAAUACUGUCCAUCGCAUUGAUGAUAAAAACCUGAAGCCUUUAUUUACAAACAAAAUAGAAUACACAAUAGAGGUUAAUUUAACCAAGUUCCAAUGUGAAUUAUAUGAGAAGUUCUUGCGUUAUAACAAGUCAUCUAAUGAUAAUCGUAAUGUAUUUUUAUGUCUACACGUGUUAACAUUAAUAACAUUACAUCCAUUAACAUUGUACAGAUUAAAACUUUUUAAGAACAGCAAACACCAAGAAUUGGGAACUGUUGUUGAUGAAAAAUUAUCAAAGGAAUUGUCAUGGAUUGAAAGUUAUGGAGAAGAUCCGAGAUUUUUUGAAACUAGACAAAGUAAUAAAAUUACAUAUGUCUUAAAUACAAUUGAUGAAUGCUCUAAAAGAAAUGAAAAGGUACUUUGUUUUUUAAAAUCUCCAUUAGCUUUGGAUGCCUUGGAAUAUUUUUUAAAGCAAGAGAAGAAAUGGGUUUUAGGAGAAGAUUAUCUCAGAAUGGACGGUAAAACACCAUUGUCUAUACGAAAUCAAAUGUGUGAAGCUUUUAAUAAUCCUGAAAAUACUACUAAACUUUUUCUUUUAUCCUUGGGUACUGGUGUUCUUGGAUAUAAUAUGGUUGGUGCUAAUAGAGUAUUAUUACUCAAUACAUCAUGGAAUCCAAGUAAUGACUUACAAGCCAUUUAUAGAUGUUUACGAUUUGGUCAGAAAAAAACUGUCUAUGUUAACAGAUUGUUAGCUAAAGGAACUGUAGAACCAAAAGCUUAUUAUCGGCAAAUUUCUAAACUAGGAAUGGCUAGUAGUGUUAUAGAUUUACAACAUAUGAAUCGAAAAGUAUCUUAUGAUCAAACUAAUGACUUAUUUACAUUUGAUUCAACAAAACAUUUUAAUCAUCUAGUUCCUGACUCAAAGGAUCCCGUAUUAAACCAACUAAUCAUUAACAAUUUUGAAUCUAUUAGUGAUUUUAAAGAACAUGAUUCCAUGCUUGUUGAGUCUGUAGAAGAACAAUUGACUAUUGAAGAACGUAAAGCUCUUUGGUUGUCAUUUAAAAACAAGCAAUUGCCAACUAAAAGUUUGAUUAAACCAAAACCACUCUCUAAGUUAUUGAAUACUGAUGAGCUUAAAUCAAAAUGUAUAACAAAUAACAAAACAGGUGAGUUUUCUGGUUCUAUAAAAAGCAUCCAACCUCCCAAAGAAACAACUAUACAUUCUAAUGAAAGACUUAGUUCUAGAAUGCAUACAAAUGUCAACAGUGCCAAACAAUUAAAAGCUUCUUCACCCAAGAGAAAACCUGAAACAUUAACAAGUACUGCAGAAACAGUGAAUUGUUCAACAGAUGUAAAUGAUCAAUUCAGAAUUCCCAAGCUAUGUGAAAACAGGGGUGAAAACUAUAACCGCUCCAGAAAUAUUGAACCAAUACAAAAUCAGUUCAGAAGUUUUCAACAUAAAACUUUUAAUCACCAUAAAAGGAACCGUGCAUCAAAUUAUCGAUUUUCAAAAUUAUCUCCUCAUUCAUCGAUGUCGACAGAUUUUAGAGAUCAACCUAAUCCAAAUUUAAGAAACCAAUCGAACCAAAAUUCUUAUAAUGUAAACCGAACUUGGUAUUCUCAUAAUCCAACGUCAACUGAAAAUAAUAUUUCAAACCGAUCUGGUUUGUCAAAAUGAAUAAAUCAAAUUUUUUCUUUGGAUUAAAUAAAUUAUUCAUAAAAGUAAAAAUUUAAUACUGGUAUUAUGAUGCUAUAACAUGAACGUUUUGCAUACAAAUACUAACAGGUUUAAUAUUAUUAUGUAGUUAUUUUUAGAUUCCAAGUAAUUUCCUAAGUUAAAAUUUAAAUUAUUUAUAAGUAUUACUGUCUUAAUAUUUUUUAUGUAAAAUUAAUAAAAAAUGUAUUUAAAAGUGUAUCUUUUAUAUGUAUAUAAACUAUAAAAUUAAAUGAAAUUAUAGUACAAAUAAUAUCUUUAUUCUUUGUACAUUGAAUAUUAGUUAUAAGAUAUUAAUAUUAUUUACUAUAUAUAAUGUGGCAAAUAAAGAAUAAUAAUAUUAUAUACUUUUACUGUUUAUAUUA